Molecule: messenger RNA, 7442 nt
Organism: Pygocentrus nattereri (red-bellied piranha)
Lineage: Eukaryota; Metazoa; Chordata; Actinopteri; Characiformes; Serrasalmidae
Gene: glceb
Product: glucuronic acid epimerase b
Exons: 5
Coding region: 303-2060 (585 amino acids)
Biological process (GO): heparan sulfate proteoglycan biosynthetic process
Cellular component (GO): Golgi apparatus
Molecular function (GO): heparosan-N-sulfate-glucuronate 5-epimerase activity
Source: RefSeq, a predicted model, not a curated record
UCCGCUUCUCGCAGCGCGACAGAGGACCCUGGUGUGUGCGAGUGUAUGUUCAUUCCGGCGUUGUUGGCUGAGGUUGAAGAAGGGACGUCGUUUGUCUCUCCGGUGAAGUGUAGCCUCCUAUUUUGCGGCCUUCCGCGUCGCUCUGUAGUCGUCCAGUGUUGGUGAAACAGCUGCAGAGGUUGGGAGGAGACUCCUUGGAGCACCUGUCCAGAUGGACUAGCAUAGAAGCCUAAACCAACAGCAGAGGAGAUGAGGGCCCCUAAAUGUAUUCUCUUGUGAAUGGAGCAGGGUGAGCAGUGAGGAUGCGUUGCCUGGCGGCCCGGGUCCACUAUAAGACCCUGAUAGUGAUCUGUGCUCUGCUCACGCUAGUCACCGUGGUGCUGUGGAACAAGUGCACCAAUGAGAAGGCACUACGCUUCCUGCCCCGGGCCCCGCUACCCCCACCAAGCCCCAGAGUGGAUGGCCUUCAGCAGCAACCCCAGCCCCCUGAGCCCCCGCCUGUGGUUGGAGGGGUUCGAUAUGAAGAAAUCGACUGCCUGAUCAAUGAUGAUGUCACCAUCAAAGGGCGGCGGGAGGGCAGCGAGGUCUACCUGCCCUUCAGCUGGAUGGAGAAAUACUUUGACGUGUAUGGCAAAGUGGUGCAGUACGACGGCUACGACCGCUUUGAGUUCUCCCACAGCUACUCCAAAGUGUAUGCUCAGAGAGAACCCUACAGCCCCAGUGGAGUCUUCAUGUCCUUCGAAGGGUACAACGUGGAGGUGCGGGACAGAGUCAAGUGCAUCAGUGGAGUGGAAGGAGUGCCUCUGUCCACCCAGUGGGGCCCUCAGGGUUAUUUCUAUGCCAUUCAGAUAGCACAGUAUGGCCUGAGCCACUACAGUAAGAACCUGACGGAGCGGCCACCCCAUGUCGAGGUGUAUGACACGGCUGAGGAACGGGACAGCAGGCCCAGCAUAUGGAGCGUGCCCAGAGGCUGCUCAUUGACCGGGAGCUAUGACAAAACCCGCUUAUCGUCUGUCCGUCAAUUCAGCACCCCAGAGAACACAGAGGGCAUCUCUCUUCCUCUCAGCAACACAAAGGACUUCAUCAUCUCCUUCGACAUAAAAUUCACAUUCAAUGGAAGCGUGUCUGUUGUCUUGGAAACGACAGAGAAAGGGCCUCCGUUUGUGAUCCAUUACAUCACCUCCACUCAGCUCAUCGCCUUUAAAGACAGAGACAUCACCUAUGGUAUCGGCCCGCGGACAGUGUGGACAACAGUCACCCGUGACCUGCUCACCGACCUCCGCAAGGGCAUCGGCCUGUCCAACACCAAAGCGGUCAAAGCCACAAAGACCAUGCCGCGGCGUGUGGUCAAGCUUGUACUCCGAGGUCGAGGAGCUAUUGACAACAUCACCAUCUCCACCACUUCGCACAUGGCUGCUUUUUUUGCCGCCAGCGAUUGGUUGGUGCGCAACCAGGAUGAGCGGGGCGGGUGGCCCAUCAUGGUGACCCGCAAGUUAGGUGAGGGCUUCCGGCCCCUAGAGCCAGGCUGGUACUCAGCCAUGGCACAGGGUCAAGCCAUGUCCACUCUAGUUCGAGCCUACUUGCUAACUAAGGAUGAAACUUACUUAAAGUCAGCCCUAAAAGCCACGGGCCCUUACAAGCUGCCCUCAGAACAGCAUGGGGUAAAAGCAGUGUUUAUGAACAAGUACGAUUGGUAUGAGGAAUAUCCCACAACGCCUAGCUCUUUCGUCCUCAAUGGCUUCAUCUACUCACUUAUUGGCUUGUACGACCUGGCCCAGACGGUGGGUGACAGGGAUGGGCGAGAGGCAGCCCAGCUGUACAGCAAAGGCAUGGAGUCCCUCAAAGCCAUGGUGCCCCUGUACGACACAGGCUCGGGCACCAUCUACGACCUCCGCCACUUCAUGCUGGGCAUUGCGCCCAACCUGGCCCGCUGGGACUACCACACCACGCACAUCAACCAGUUGCAGCUGCUUGCUUCCAUAGACAACUCCCCCAUCUUCAGGGACUUUGUCAAGCGCUGGAAAAGCUACCUGAAAGGUGGCCGAGCCAAGCACAACUAGAGCCAGUGCAAUGGGCAAUGGUCAGAAAACAGAACCCCCAGGACUCAGCCAGAACAGUUUGGCUCCAUGUGGGAGAGCAGAGUUAGCUUGAGCAGUUGGCACUGAGGUUAAAGUCCGCAGCCAGAUAGCUAGAGCCUGCCACAGUUUCUAGCCACAGGCUAUGGAUGACCUCUUGGGUUUUGGGGGAUUUGAAACUGUAAUUGCAGUGCUUGUCAUUUCUGUGCUAGAGGUUCUAAUUAAGUACAAAUGUGACUGCUUGCAGGGUGGGUAUAUGUGUGUGUGUGUGUGUGUGUGUGUGUGUGUGUGUGUGUGUGUGUGUGUGUGUGUAUGUGAUGGAAUGGAGUGGGGUAUUCUUUAAUCUCCUGGUUUGAGAGAGAGAGAUGUGCCCAGUGAGAUUAGCUAUGUUUGGACACACUUCAGUCAGGAUUAAGGAUAACACAAUGACUCUCACAACUUUCUUCCAAUUUUUUCUCUUUCUUCUUGUGGGAGCAUGGUGGGAUAGGCAAAUAAACACUGUUAGAUAUUCAGACCUCCGCAAAAUGUAACAAUAUUUGUGCCAGAAAUGGACAAAAGUAAGAUACAAAUAACAUUAUUCACUACAUUUGAGGACUGAAAGCUCAUUUCCUAAAAAUGACUUUAAACCCUAUUUGGAUUGAUGACAUUAAGAAGAUACAGAUGCCAUUUACACAUCAUAAAUUUGAGCCAGCAUCUUUAAUAGAACAUGUUUUAAGAUGCUUUCAGUCUUUAGUCUUUGGUGGUUGAGCGGAAGGAAACCCUCCCAACUCCUUUCUAGCCAACAAUAUCCCAGUACCAUGCCAGAGUCUCCCAGGUCCUCACCUCAGUAACAAACCUCAGGCAUCACAAUUAAAUUGCAUCCUCCCAGCCCUGCUUGGACCAGGUCCAGCUGGACCUUCUGAGUGCACUGAGCUGUGAGAAACAGGUCUUUUUCAAAAGGUACAGUCUUGAAGUAUAAUAUCCACUGCUUGCUGUCUGAACUGCAUUUUAAAGGAAUGGAUUGAUAAGGACCAAAUUCACUUUUUUUUUUUUUUUUUUUUUUUUUUUUUUUUACUUAUCCCAGAUGUGAUUGAUCAGCCAAGACAUGUUUGGUGUCCCAGUUUGGCUUUGUUAGUUCAGCAGCCAGUGUUGUUAGUAAACACUUCGUCAGUAGUCACCCAAAUAUGUUGUGUAAAUAUAUGCCCAAAACUUCUUCUCAAAUCACUUCCAGGUCUUCACUGAGGUGAUGUAGACUUGUAGUUUAGAACAAAGUAUGACUUACUAUUAAAACAAACAAGACUUGGCCUUCAAGCUAACCGCAGCGGUCAGCUAUUUUAGACGAGAACUGUUGUGCUGAAUUGUCACCCCUUAACGUGAACAUCGUGCAGGCAUAUCGAUCCUAUAGAGUACAAUCACAAUUUCUGCUGUUUAUCUUGAAUUUUCUAACAGAAUAUAUGCUAGCAUCCAUGUUGCCAGAGAGAUGUGUGGGCGUGCAACCGGAGAGGGGUUCGUGGCACAGAGGGGGUGGAAUUUGGCGAACACCUUGUUGUCUGAAUAGGCAAACUCCAGCAUAUGCUAUAUGCAGUUUUUGUUCAGUUUCAUAAUUUAACCAAGUCAUACUGUGUCCUGAAUCACUUUGAUGGGAUCUGAGUAUGCAGGUUUUUGGAGGUUGAGAGAAGUUUUGGGGAUGUAUUUACAGAAAAGCUUUGGGUGACUGUUGACUUCGUGUUUGUUAGCAACAUUAGCCUCUUAACUAAUUUUAAGAAGCCAAAUUUGGACGCAAAGACAUUACAAAUAUGUCUUAGCCCUAGAUGUACUGGAUCAAAGUGGAAAAUUUUGUAAAUAAGAUUUUUUUUUUUUUGCCAAACCAUCAAUAUGCGUUUGUGCUGAGUUAUGGAUGGUCACCAAGAAGUGUGCUCUAAUGGUAAGAAUUUAAAAUGAUGCUGAAUUUUCCAAGUUUUCUCAUGCAGUAAUACUCAUGGAGGUCAUAAUUUGCUCAUUCAUGAGUCCUUCUCAUUUGAAUAUUGAAUUACAAAAGCACAGAACAACAAAAUCUGGGCUUUACUGAAGAACGUAUAGAGGAAUCAUUACCAAGGUUAAAUUCUUGUCCUUUAGGCCUUCUAGUACAGAAGAAUGUGAAAUACUAUGAAGAGAACUCCAUCUAUGAAAAGAAAUCCAAACAGUCUUUCUAGGAUUCUACCAAAGCCAAAUUUUCUGAACUGAUUGAGUCUUAAAUCCACAAGUUUGUUUAGGGUUGUAAACCUCAGUAGCAACAAUGUGAGUCCGUGAAUUUUACAUUGGUCCUCUAAAUCAGAAUAAGUUACUGCAGAGUCUGGGGCUGUAUGUAAAAAUCUUAGUAGCAUAACUGACCAUUUGCUGUCAUUCCCCAACACCAAGAACCAUAAACCUUAACCACAUACUAAGAGCAGCAGGCUACCAGAGGGAACUCGGGGGAGUCCUCAUAAAACACUGAGGACAACAGUCAGAAUGACACAAAGUGCUAGAGCAGCUGACUUAAGGAAUGAGAGCUAACUUCCUAUCAGUGACUUCAAACCUCAUUUGGAUUCUGUGUAAACUGGUCAUGCACUUUACUUGCAUAGCAUGUGUGUGGUGAGAAUGCUUUUACAAAUGCAGUUAUGAUAGUUUACUGGGGUUAUGGGAUGGUUUACUUAUUUCUUUCCUUUUUCUCUUUACACAGCCUUCUUGCAAUGACCAGACUUAAUUGGCCAUAUGUAAGGGAAUUUUAUUGAUUAAUGAUUGUGAUGUUGUAGCACGAGCCAUUUCCUUUUCUCGUCUGUAUGUUAAAUCAUCAGUUUACAUCAUAAACUGAGUUCAUGUUCUCAAGAGGGCAUUUUUUAAACACCUGUGAAACAGCUACUUGAACUGAAAUAUAUUGUUCGUACCGUACACUACAGACCACCCACAGAAAUACCCUGCAAGGGAUACAGGUAUUUCCCUUAUUUUAUGAGAAAUGUAAUUGUUUCCAGUAACCUGUCAAACAAUUACUAUUUAUUGCUUAACCACUAUCAACUAAGCUUAAAAACUGAAUUAAUGUCUUUGUGUUGGAAAGCUUGAUUUCUUCUCCUGUAUUUAAAAUUAGAUACAUUUUCAGCAUAUGGAAAUAAUAAUUCCAGCAUAUUACAUGGUUGAUUACCAGACAAUAAGUUUCCAUGGUUUCCCAUCUUUAAAUAAAAACAGAGAGCCUGUUUGUGCAAAAUCACACUUACAACAUUAGUCAGUGGUCAGUUGCUAAAUUUUAGAAAUAAACAUGUAUACAAAAUACACAUUUUGUGAUGGCUGAUAUCAGAAUCAUAUUUGUAUCAGCAGAUGUUUGUGGAAAAAAAUAGAAACUCAUCAGCAUUGGACUAUCUCCAAAAUGAUAACUUGACUUUUAAUGUAAAUCAAUGGAACCAAGUCAUUUUGGGCUGUUUCUUGAGGUCUAUUCUUCAUGAAAUUUACACAAAAUGUAAAGGGCAACAGGCAUUUUCAAAUUAUGUCAAACUGAAAACGUUGGAGGUUUCAGUUCAUUAUUGAUCGCUAUAAAUGCCUGAAAACCUUAGGUAAAAUAAAAGUAACCUAGCAGGGGAACACUUCAUAUUAAGUUCUGUCAUCUGAGGACCUGUAGCGUAAGUGUCAAUAAUUUUAAAUAUAAUCACUUGUUUCAAAGGUUUGUUCACAUAAUUCAGCAGCUUCCCACUGACCUCUGUUAUAAGUGUGGCUUAGGUCGAAUUUACAGGUCUUUUCUAAGAAUAGGGGCACACUACGGAAUUACCGGCCAAGGAAACAUAAUGUACACUACAGAUGUGGCAAAUGGACUUCAGUUUAAAAAACACUGAGGCAUUCUUUUAAACAGGUGUUGCAAACUGGUCUGAUAAAAGAUAAAUAACUCCAAUAUUCCUGAGUUAGCCCUGCCUAGCCUAGCCUACACUAGCUGAAAGUACAAUGUUUUCCAGAGUGUGUGCGUGUUUGUGUGUUUGAUCUCUUCAUCUUAUGGUCUUCAGAGGCGCAGGCCUCUUGACCUCAGUAGCAGGACCUUUACCCUGGUGAGCUCUGCCCGGUGCCAUGGUCUGCCAGCAUGCAGAGAUGCAGUAUUCUUUCACAACAUACUGCCCAGUGGCCGCUUUACUCAGCAGACACUAACACCUGCGUUUACUUUAACAAAGACACACUGACAAGCUGAGGAAGGAUUGUACAAGAAACACGGACAUUUCUCAGCAGACUUAGGAGUUCGUUGCUUGCUGUUGGCUGGGCGGUUCGGGUGUUGUCUAGAGCCUUUUUUUCCUAUAUGAAGGUUCUUUUUUCCUUCAGUUAUGUUUAGCAGAGUUCUAGCCUAACCAUUUAUCUCAUGAAUACUUCUAUGCACAUUUCAUACUCGUCACUUAACGGGACAACAUAAAAGAGAAGAAAAAAAGCAGUAUGUUCAUUUCAUAAAAGGGAAAGUAAUGAUAAAGUUACCAUGAGGGACUGUAUUGCUUGUUUUGUUCAUACCAAAGUCUUUAAAGUUUUAGUUUUGUUAGUUUUCCUUUUUGAAGUGAUGUGUGCUGAAAUCCACAGAGAAGCGUAGUUUUUUUUUUUUCUUUCUUUUUAAAUGGAGAGAUGCUAUGACAUAAAUAGGAAUGUGUGUACAAGGGCAAACUUGCCUUCAGUCACAGGGGAAAAUGCCUUGUAAUACUCUUUAGUUUUAUACGCUUAGAUUUCUAUAGAGUAAAGAGGGAAACAGAGGAGACUAUAGUAAUCACAGCUGUCUAUGGGGACGUGUGCAACUUUUUGGUUAGCGCUCAAUACUACAUAUUUCAAAGGGAAACAUAAAUAGAAGCUUAGGGCAGCGUAUCUGUCAUGGGAAGCUACAUUUCAUAUGAGACUCUAUGUUGUAUUGAAAGGGGUUUAUUGUUUGCAUUAGGGUAAGCUGUUUGUCAAACAGCAUUAAAGCACAACUGUAGUGUCCUCUGUUAAUUUAUUCUAAUCGUACUUUCUUUUGUUUUUUAAUUAUUUUCAUUUUCUCUGGACGACGUGCAACGCCUUCUUUUUGAGAGCUGCUACUGUGGUUCACUGUGUAAUUUUUUAUGUUUUGGGUUCUUUUGUGUUCUUGUGUGUGGUGUGUGUGUUUUUUUUUUUUUUUUGUUUUUUUUUCUUCAUCUCUUCCUUCUCCUCCUCCUCUGCACGGUCCUGGAAGCAGACACGUGCGGCGUCACACGUGUGACGUAUGCAAUAAACCGCUGAGCUGGACGGCCGAGACCGCUAGAGCCCCAACAGGCUGGACAGAGUUUGCAAUGCAAGCACAAUGUGCACAUGCCACCAUUUUUAUGCAGGAAAAAAGGUUUAUAUAAGAGUUCAAUCUUUGUGCUUUAAAUUGCUUUUUAAAGUUGAAAAAUAAAGGCAUUUUUCUUA